Messenger RNA from Letharia columbiana, 675 nucleotides. RefSeq lists its product as uncharacterized. The record is from RefSeq and is a predicted model, not a curated record. The transcript has a single exon. Bases 1 to 675 code for a protein of 224 amino acids. NCBI's taxonomy places the organism in Eukaryota, Fungi, Ascomycota, Lecanoromycetes, Lecanorales, Parmeliaceae.
AUGGCAAUCACCGGGCCGACGACAUCAAUGUCCUCCUUCUUCUCCAAACUCCUCUCCUCCCUCCUCAUCCUUCUCGCAACCCAACCCUGCAGCCUAAACGCCCAACCCCAGCAAUCGCCCACCUCCACCACCUCCUCAAGCGCCAUCCCCUCCCUCGUCAACAACCCCGCCAACGGCGACACCGCCCCCUCAUCCUUCACCCCCUCCUCCCUCUCCUCCGCCAUCCCCUCCGCCACCGACUCCGCCGGCUACGGCAGCCAAGACAACAACACCACCUCCUCCCCCCACAACGGAAUCCUAAACUAUUACUUCCUGCUCCUCGCCGUCUUCGUCGUCGCUAUCCUCGUAAUCUAUUGGUCCCUCGCCCGACGAAGGAGAAAGGCCGCGGCCCAAUUGAGUAGAAUGCAGCAGAGGGUGCUGUCGGAGGAUGUGAGGAGUUGGACCAGGCAUAGGCAGCCCGGGCAGGGGCUCGAGGAUGAGGAGAGAGGGGGGACCGGGAGGGACGAGGGGUUGGACGAGGCUGGGGAGGCGCCGCCGGCCUAUGUCAAGGAGCCCGAACGGGCGCAUUUGGACAGGGGUGAGGGGGUCGAGCUGAGGGGGAUGGCGAGGUUUAGGGAGAUGGUCGGAUUGGAGGGGAAGCCGCCGGAUUACGAGGAGGGGCUUCCGUCGAGGUGA